This is a messenger RNA of Miscanthus lutarioriparius, 981 nucleotides long. Lineage: Eukaryota; Viridiplantae; Streptophyta; Magnoliopsida; Poales; Poaceae. The record is from the annotation of a GenBank genome assembly.
AUGGACUAUGCCGCAGCCGCUACUAACGCGCCGGCGCCGGCGCCGGCGCCGGGCACCGAUCACGCCCACUACCCGCACCCGUACGCUAGCUACUCCUACCCCUACGGGGCCUAUCACCAACCAGCCCCGGCCACGUACCCCUCCGCCGCGGCCGCCGCCUCGUCAUCCUACUACUACCCCGUCCCUGCCGCCGUGCCGUCCACCGCCGUGCAGUACGACCCUUACACGGGUUACCAGCACUACAGUCCCCCGGAGGGAGGAGGCGCCGCUAGGGCUGGCCUGGUGGGCUACUACUUCACCGUCGGCGAGGCGUCGCAGCAGGCCGCGGUUACAUCGACGACGCAGGCUGCUCCGGCGGCGACCACGAAGGAGGCGGGCAAGCAAUUCGGUUUCGAUCCCCAGCGCUACGCGCAGGCAGCAGUUGCCAGAGCCUCCAAUGGAAUAACACAACCAACUGCAGCCCCAGGCAUGCACCAUGCCCAUUGGAAUGCUCAUUUUGGGCAUCCCGUGCCGAAAUAUGCCUUGAGGAAACAAAUAAAGAAAAAGCCAAAGGCUCUGCAACCAGCACCAUGUGAGGUGUGCAAGAUUCAGUGUGAUACACUAGAGGUUCUCAUGAUCCAUAAGCAGGGGAAGAAGCACAAGAAAAAUUUGGAGAAAUUACAAGACUCGAUCACCCCUAAACCAAUUAUAAAGCCCCCAAGCAAUGUCAUUGGUCCAAGUAUGGCACCUGCUGCUGUAUCCAACUGUGUGGUGCCCUGUGUACAGCCGAAGAAGAAAAAGAGCUGCUCAGCAGCAACCCUGGAAGAUCUCGAGGUGAAGAAGAGGCGAGUGCUUGAGGCUGGAGCAGUGCAGGACGAAGUAAGAAUCUGCGGAGUGUGCAAUGUUGUCGUGAACAGCCAAAAAGUGUACGAGUUCCACAUUGCGGGGCAGAAGCACCAGGCCAUGAUACAGAAGCAGCAAGCGGUACAUUUUGUCACAUGA